Molecule: messenger RNA, 791 nt
Organism: Drosophila teissieri
Lineage: Eukaryota; Metazoa; Arthropoda; Insecta; Diptera; Drosophilidae
Exons: 1
Coding region: 116-724 (202 amino acids)
Biological process (GO): cellular response to hydrogen peroxide
Source: RefSeq, a predicted model, not a curated record
GGCUUUUCAUUAUACAUUCUAUUCCUUCACAUCAGACAUCUAAGAUUCUCAAAAGUAGGUCACAACUACAACACCAGACACAUUCACACACAAUUCUUGUUUGCUUCAAUUCAAAAUGAUGACUUUAGAAAAGUUGUCCUCCGAGCUGCAAAAGAUGACACUCUCUGACUUUUCAAGCGAAGGAUCAACUUGCCAUAAAUCUGCAAUAGAGACAACUUUGGGUUCCUACAGCAAAUUCAAAGAUUCAGGAAUUGUAAAGCAAACAAUGAAGCAAAAGGUCCAGCUCCGAAAAGCAAGGAUUCAACACCCCUUUAAAGUAAGUCGUGCUGAAGGACUGGAUUGGGCUCACAGAAUUCUGGACAUCGAGGAAGAGGCGGAAUCUAACUGGGCAAAGAUCUUGACUAGAAAGAAGGCAUCUGGUAAUACUUACGACCUUAAAGCCAUGAUGAGCGAGUGCGAAAAUAUUUGUGGUGCCGGAAAUGCCACAGAUUUGUCAAUCCGAAAAGCGGAUAUGCCACAGGAACAGUUUAAUCCGAUCCCAAAGGAUCCUAAAACGGCCUCCCCGACCUGUGAAUGUGAUAAACUAGAGGAUAUUUUCCCUUAUGGAGAUGCUCAGACACAGAGCCAGGACGAAGUUAAUGUCGACGAGCUGGCCUGCUACUUCGAAAAUAUGGCCAACAUACCCAAGAGUCUAUCGCUCAGUGCUGAAAUGAUGUACACCUAAUAUUGGUAAUGGGAAGUGUAAAUUGUUAGAUUUGAAGGAAUAAAAAACUUGCAUAUUUUGUACUAUA